Molecule: messenger RNA, 774 nt
Organism: Procambarus clarkii (red swamp crayfish)
Lineage: Eukaryota; Metazoa; Arthropoda; Malacostraca; Decapoda; Cambaridae
Source: RefSeq, a predicted model, not a curated record
AUGUGUCAGGUGGUUCUGACACUUGUGGGGAUGUGUCAGCUGGUUCUGACACUUGUGGGGGAUGUGUCAGGUGGUUCUGACACUUGUGGGGAUGUGUCAGCUGGUUCUGGCACUUGUGGGGAUGUGUCAGAUGGUUCUGACACUUGUGGGGAUGUGUCAGAUGGUUCUGACACUUGUGGGAUGUGUCAGAUGGUUCUGACACUUGUGGGGAUGUGUCAGAUGGUUCUGAUACUUGUAGGGAUGUGCCAGCUUGGUUCUGGCACUUGUGGGGAUGUGUCAGAUGGUUCUGACACUUGUGGGGAUGUGUCAGAUGGUUCUGACACUUGUGGGGAUGUGUCAGAUGGUUCUGAUACUUGUGGGGAUGUGUCAGAUGGUUCUGACACUUGUGUGGAUGUGCCAGAUGGUUCUGACACUUGUGUGGAUGUGCCAGAUGGUGGUUCUGACACUUGUGGGAAUGUGCCAGAUGGUUCUGACACUUGUGGGGAUGUGCCAGAUGGUUCUGAUACUUGCGGGGAUGUGCCAGAUGGUUCUGACACUUGUGUGGAUGUGCCAGAUGGUUCUGACACUUGUGGGGAUGUGCCAGAUGGUUCUGACACUUGUGGGGAUGUGCCAAAUCGUUCUGACACUUCUGGGGAUGUGCUAGAUGGUUCUGGCACUUGUGGGGAUGUGCCAGAUGGUUCUGAUACUUGCGGGGAUGUGCCAGAUGGUUCUGAUACUUGUGGGGAUGUGCCAGAUGGUUCUUACACUUGUGGGGGAUGUGUCAGAUGGUUCUGA